UAGCAGAGGCGCCUCGCAAACAUGUAGUUGCACGCGGUACGUACGUGUAUUAUAGGUGUAAUAAUUGUGUAUUUUUACUAAAAAAUAUAGAUCAAAAAUCUAUAUGUGAUAGUUACAUAUAAAUAAGAAUAUUUGAGCAUAUAUACGUAUAAAAAUUGCCAUCUUUUAUUUAAAUUGUUUCAUGUAAUUGCAAAUAUCGGAUAUGUCGUUUCAACGAUGCUAUUCACUUACAUCAAUAAUAUCGCGACCAGUCACGACAAAUUUAAUUGGACGGUAUAUUUCAAAAAAUAGCAGUUUCAAGCAGUGUUUCCCAAAGGAAUGCGAUAAAAGUGGAACCAAUGUUGAGAUUUUCAAUUCGAAUACUUCGGAAUAUAAAAAAACCAAUAAUGGAGAUUAUGCUUUAAAAUCUAAGUAUAACCUAAACAAUAAUGUAAAUACAACUCCGUCUUGUUAUAUUCAACAAACUAAUACUAGCUUACCUAGUGAAGACUUUCUUGACGAUCAUGAUAUAACGUUACCAAAUCCUCUGGAUACGUGCACCGAAGAUAUAUCGGAUAUUGGUCCAUAUCUUACUCCAACUUUCACCUUUGCAAAGUAUGCAAACAAAUCUCGUACAAUCCAAGAAUUGGUGAAGCUCGGGGUUAAUCUACAUAAACUUGAAUCAAAGGAGGGAAUGUUGCAGUACAUCCUUAAUCUUGAUUUUGAUCAAGAUGUGAAGCCAUAUAUAAGAUUCCUGUACGAUUGUGGUGUACCUGCUAAUCGUUUGGGUGAUUUUCUUACAAAGAGUCCCAAUAUCCUCAAAGAAGAUAUAGAUGAUCUUCAUACAAGAAUAAGAUAUCUGAGGGCUCAUGAGUUUGACAUUAAUGCGAUAAAGACUAUAAUUUGCAAAAAUCCCAACUGGUUGCUAUUUAAAACAAAGGAUAUAGAUGGAAGACUUGGCUAUUUCCAAAGCAAUUUCAAACUUAGUGGUAACAAUGUAAGGAUCUUGACAAUUAAGGCACCCAAAGUAAUAACAUAUAACAUGAUACACUUAAUGGCAACCACCUUGACUAUUAAAAAUGAUAUGGAUUUUGAUGAGAAACAGACGAAACAAUUGCUUCUUACUCUACCUAGGAUAUGGGUGAAAAAUCGUGAAAGAUUGUUUGCUGUAUUUGAAUAUGCUCAUCAUGAAAUGCAAUUGAAACAUGAUUUGCUUGUGAAAGUGCCACAUAUAUUUCUUUGUAGAAAAACUAGACUUCAACAGAGGCAUUUAUUCUUGGUAGAAAUGAAAAAGGCACAGUAUGAUCCUUCUAAACCAAUGUAUGUUUCACCACGAGCCUUAGUCAGUGGUACAGAUGUAGAGUUUUGUAUGAAUAUCGCAAAAACAUCUAUUGAUGUUUACAAUGCGUUUCUAAAAACAUUUUAA
Messenger RNA from Cataglyphis hispanica, 1405 nucleotides. RefSeq names its product transcription termination factor 3, mitochondrial (gene mTerf3). Lineage: Eukaryota; Metazoa; Arthropoda; Insecta; Hymenoptera; Formicidae. Bases 203 to 1405 code for a protein of 400 amino acids. Gene Ontology annotation, cellular component: mitochondrion. Gene Ontology annotation, biological process: mitochondrial ribosome assembly; regulation of DNA-templated transcription. The transcript has 2 exons. The record is from RefSeq and is a predicted model, not a curated record. Gene Ontology annotation, molecular function: double-stranded DNA binding.